Molecule: messenger RNA, 1062 nt
Organism: Lichtheimia ornata
Lineage: Eukaryota; Fungi; Mucoromycota; Mucoromycetes; Mucorales; Lichtheimiaceae
Product: guanine nucleotide-binding protein subunit alpha
Exons: 4
Coding region: 1-1062 (353 amino acids)
Biological process (GO): G protein-coupled receptor signaling pathway
Cellular component (GO): heterotrimeric G-protein complex
Molecular function (GO): G-protein beta/gamma-subunit complex binding; GTPase activity; GTP binding
Source: RefSeq, a predicted model, not a curated record
AUGGGCUGCUGUCAAUCCAACGAGGUUCACGAUGGCAAGGCACGUAACGAAGAGAUCGAAAAUCAACUCAAACGCGAUAAACUUAACAUGCGAAACGAAGUCAAAAUGCUGUUGCUCGGUGCUGGUGAAUCAGGCAAAUCCACCAUUCUCAAGCAGAUGAAAUUGAUUCAUGAUGGAGGAUAUUCACACGACGAACGAGAGGCGUUCAAGGAGAUCAUCUUUUCAAAUACGGUUCAAUCAAUGCGUGUGAUUUUAGAAGCCAUGGAUAAUAUGGGUGUGGCACUGUCACACUCGUCCAACCGUCACCAUGCCACCAUCAUUAUGGACUUGCCAUCCCAAAUUGAGCGUGAUUCGCUUCCGCAAGAGGUGACACAAGCCGUCAAGACACUUUGGAAAGAUCCCAAUUUGCAAGGCGUUUUUGAACGAAGCCGUGAAUAUCAGCUUAAUGAUUCAGCCAAAUACUAUUUCGAUUCCAUUGAUCGUAUCGGUGAUAUGAAUUACGUACCCACGGAUCAAGAUGUGCUUCGGUCGCGUGUCAAGACAACGGGUAUCACUGAGACAACAUUUGUCAUUGGCGAUUUGACUUAUCGCAUGUUUGACGUGGGCGGACAACGAUCCGAACGUAAAAAGUGGAUCCAUUGCUUUGAAAACGUCACUGCCAUCAUCUUUUUGGUGGCAAUCUCAGAGUAUGAUCAAGUGCUUAUAGAGGAUGAGACGGUGAAUCGUAUGCAAGAAGCUUUGACGCUAUUUGAUUCCAUUUGCAAUUCACGAUGGUUCGUAAAGACAUCCAUCAUUCUUUUCCUCAACAAGAUCGAUAUCUUCAAGGAGAAGCUGCCAAAACAUCCACUUACUGAAAACUUCCCUGAUUUUACGGGCCCAGAAACAUACGAAGCAACGAGCGAUUAUAUCUUGAAUCGAUUUGUUUCCCUCAACCAAUCCGACUCUAAACAAAUCUAUACUCAUUUCACCUGUGCCACCGAUACACAACAAAUCCGGUUUGUCAUGGCAGCAGUGAAUGAUAUCAUUAUUCAAAACAAUCUUCGUGAAGGUGGCCUGCUGUAG